AUGAAUAAUCAACUCACCAAGAGCACUCUACUUAAUCAGCUUAAUCUAAGUUCCACUUCCAUCACAUUAGAUUCAAUUCCGAUUUCGAUUCCUAGUACAUUCGAAAAUCUUGAUACAUGUGAUGGUCCAGUCUUUGCCAAUGCUAAUGAUGAGCGAGGAUGGGUAAAGGUAAACAGCGUUAGUGCAUGUAAAGUGUGUCGAGCUCGACAUGUUAGGUGUAGUCUAUAUCGCACUGGAGGACCAUGCGAAUCGUGUCGCGAACACAAUCAAAAAUGUGAAGUUUUGGGAUGGGAGUUAGAUCCAAAGGCUUUACCAAAAACAAUGUAUAAAGCCGUAUUACCACCACCACCACCUGGUAGAGUGUCACCUAUAUGCGGUGUUAGUAACCCGAGGCUUUUCUCACCAGAAGAGCUCAUCAACAAAUUACAGUGGCUUAUUACUGCCCCGACGAAAAUUACUAAAAGAAAACCCCCAAUGGCAUGGCCUGAAGCGCAGUUCUCUGAAGAAGAUCCCUUCAGCAAUCCCAUCCAGGCUAACAGUGGCUCUAUCAGGCAUGUCAAAGCUACUAGAAGACCCGAUUCACCUUGUACGAAGCGCAUGAAGCGUUCGCCAUCUUUUUCGUACCAAGAAGAUGAACGAGUUCAAACUCCUCUCAACUCGAUCUCAACUUCUCCUUUCAACGCUUUAGAUGAAGGCUCCAGUAGCCCUCAAUCAGAUUCAUGGUCACCUAAUCCAAAUCAUCAACAGAAGAUGUCACUCUCUUUUAUUCUUUGCUCCAGUCCUACAUCGUUUUCAUCUGAAAAAUCGUCCAAUUUUUCAACUGAGAAUGAUCAUCACGAUGAGAAUCAAGAUCAUAGCUUUACAUCAAGCUCUAGAUCAAGUUCAAGUUCAUCGACAUAUUCGACCACAUCCUCCCCAACAUUAUCUCCAAGGGUAGAUAGAGUAACAUGGCCUUCGUUCCAUAAUUUACCAUCUUUACCUAAGAUUGACUUAGAAAGACAAACUGGAUAUAUUAAGACUUCAAAUGAAAGAUCUGAAAGAAUGAUAGAAUUUCCGGAAUUCUUACCUAAGAUAUCGGAAAAGAUUGAUUUAAAUCAUUGGAAAUGUACUUUUUGA
This is a messenger RNA of Melampsora larici-populina 98AG31, 1116 nucleotides long. RefSeq lists its product as uncharacterized. The record is from RefSeq and is a predicted model, not a curated record. The transcript is spliced from 9 exons. NCBI's taxonomy places the organism in Eukaryota, Fungi, Basidiomycota, Pucciniomycetes, Pucciniales, Melampsoraceae. Gene Ontology annotation, biological process: regulation of DNA-templated transcription. Gene Ontology annotation, molecular function: DNA-binding transcription factor activity, RNA polymerase II-specific; zinc ion binding. Bases 1 to 1116 code for a protein of 371 amino acids.